UCAUGAAGUUUCUCUUCUUAUCAAGUCGUCAAAAUGUAAACGUAUUGGUUUGUUAUAAUAACCAAACUUAGAAGAAUUAAUCGACUUUAUCUGAAAUAUUGAAUAUAACUAGUAAGAGUCACACAGCUUCACGUGUACGAGGCAGGCAGACCGUAGCUGACAACAACAUCUGGACGUUUGUAUCAUGGCGAAGAAUAAGCAAAAAGGGAAAAAACAGAAGAAUGUCUUUCAAGUCGCAAACAAGCACUUGAAGCCCAAGAACAAAGCCAAGCCAGUCACAACAACACUCAAACACAUCAGUGCGGUGAAAAACGAGAAGGUGGAGAACCUCAAUCAGAUUUUCACAGAAGUCCAGAGGGAUGUUAAGAGCGUUUCAAAGUCUGUUGCUCCGCAGCCGAAGAAACAAACACAGAUUUUCUUUUAUAUUAAAAGCAAGAAACUCCUGGUCGUCAGAGAGCCGCCAAAGGAAUCUGUAAAUGUCGACAAUGCUGCUCAACUCUUCUCUCAGCUAUAAUGGACCGAGACAGACAGUGACUAACUGCUGGACUGUAUUUUUCUCCAUGUUGGACAUUUGAAAGUCAGUUUACUUCCAAUUCAUCCUGACGUUUAAUGCCAAAAUGAGGACUGCGGAUAAGUAAAAAUCUAGUGGCGGUUACGCUGAUUGCGCGAUGCGUAAUUUAAGCAUUCUGUAUAUUAAAUGCAAUGAAAUGUAACAGAUUGACAGACUUGUGUACUGUCGAUAGGGAUAUUUUCUAUUUUUAUUGAUGCAUAUUCUCUUGUGUAGAAAUGCUUUGUUUCACUAUCUAUUAAUCUGCUGAUUAUUAUCUUAAUUGUUAACUUGUUUUGUUCACGAAAUAUCAGAAAAUAGUGACAAGUCCCCAUUAUUUAUUGGAACCCAUGGUGAUAUCUUUUGAAUCUUACUUUCCAGACAAACAGUCCAAAUCGGUUACAAAAUACGGAAUAGUUAAAACUCUGUUAGCUAUCAUGUUCAACGGAUAACAUCAGCAGACCUUCUCAUUUGAGCAAAUACCAAGUGGUUGCAUAAUAAUCUAUUUGCUAAUUGAUUUAAAGGUGCUUUAUGUAAGAAUUUUAAUUAAGGUGCACCCCUUGGCUAAUUGCACGGCUAACAAAGCUAACUAGUUAAGGGCAGCUACAGUUUUUACAGUUUCACAGGUUUUACUCUGGUGAUAUGCUGCCCUUUAUUUGUUAUGAGAAUGAAUCUGACAGGCAGCCAGUUCUUACAUAUUGCACCUUUUGAUUAAUCGCUUGUUUUUGCUCUACCUCCUUUACUUCCUUGCUAUGGAUGCAUUGUCCUUCAUCAUCUUGAAUCUGUUCCUAGUUAAAGGCAACCAAGACGUUUAUGUUGAACAUCGUAUUUUUACAAAUAAUUUCAUCACCGUGCACAAUUUAUCAUACCCCCCUUUUUUUUUUUUUAGUUUUGUUUCGCCAGGCAGUUUUCACACUUUUUUUUCUCUCCAUUCUCCUCGUUCCUCGGAUUGAAUGCAAAUGAAGUCACAGAUUGUUGUGACUGGUGUUUGUAGUGAUGAAAGUGUUCGCCUCAAAGAGUUUUGCUACCAUCGCUUCUUAUGGAAAUCAUUCAAAUUUCAUGUAGAAGUUGUUGGCACAAAACAAUCACAGAAUUUAAAUGAGAAACUCACAUGUACAGGACAGCAGCAUCAUUAAAUGUGUAAAUCUGCACUGAUUAUUUUCUUUUUAGAUGUUUUCCUAUUGCUGUACUGGACUGAUUCAUAUCAUCAGUUGUUUCAGAUUCUAUUUUUGUCCACCCCUUUAUUUAUUUACCGGCGUCCUGUCAGGGCUUCACACUAUCAUUUCUAUCAGGAGUGCACCUGAGGAUGAAGUUAUAGAUUUUUACAGCUCCAUGCGAGCUGUCAUCAGUAUGCUGCCGCCGCAACUUGACAGCAGAGUUCACAGAUGUGCUGGUACCCGGCUGAUUGCUUGUGUACGUGGCGACCUCUGGCUGAGUUAGUUGGUCAAUAAAUCUGACGAAGGUGAUCGCAUGAAUGAGGCUGGUAAACAAAACACAUCAGUGCAUUGUCAUAAAUAAAGGUUUUCAAGGUUGAGGCAGCUGUAAUGUGCAAACUGUAUACAGCAGUGACAUAUUACCUUUGAUACUGAUAUGAUGAAAUUGUUAGCAAACAGUUGCCUUUUUAACCACAACAAUCAUUUAGA
This is a messenger RNA of Acanthopagrus latus (yellowfin seabream), 2190 nucleotides long. It is a transcript of the gene rbis, whose product is annotated as ribosomal biogenesis factor. The coding region runs from base 185 to 514 and encodes 109 amino acids. Gene Ontology annotation, cellular component: nucleolus. Gene Ontology annotation, biological process: ribosome biogenesis. The record is from RefSeq and is a predicted model, not a curated record. NCBI's taxonomy places the organism in Eukaryota, Metazoa, Chordata, Actinopteri, Spariformes, Sparidae. The transcript is spliced from 5 exons.